AUGCAACUCCCAGAGUGUUAUCUCAUUGUAUUACACUUGUAUAACUUCCACGUUCCUUCUCAUACGAGACUGAGCCCACUACCACUGUUCCAAGACUGUGUUCAACAUGCUAAGAUGAUGCAAGUGUCCCAGGACUUCGUAUACUGUAAGAACAUAGCUUCGAACCAAGGUGCAAAGCAUAGAGCUGAGCAAAUCAACAAUGGAACUGCUAUAUUCCACUCACACAACCACAAACGUCCUUGGAUUGAUUUGCAAUUGCCCUCAACGUCCACCAAUCUUACUUCAGUACUCAAUAUGAGUGCUCUGAGCUCAUUCAACACUCAAGGCAUUACUCUACUGCCGAAUCUGCUGCUUUCUGCUCAAUCCGACAGCCAUUCUGACCAAUCUGCUGCAAGUUCCACCAGUUCUGCUACAGAACAUGUCCAAGCCAGACAGGAACACGUCCAGUCCACUACAGGACUGAUCGAAGACACAUCCAUGGCUGCAGAGAACGUCCUAGCACAGCAGUACUGA
Messenger RNA from Fomitiporia mediterranea MF3/22, 513 nucleotides. RefSeq lists its product as uncharacterized. NCBI's taxonomy places the organism in Eukaryota, Fungi, Basidiomycota, Agaricomycetes, Hymenochaetales, Hymenochaetaceae. The coding region runs from base 1 to 513 and encodes 170 amino acids. The transcript has 2 exons. The record is from RefSeq and is a predicted model, not a curated record.